This is a messenger RNA of Zingiber officinale, 2468 nucleotides long. Its product is annotated as mitogen-activated protein kinase kinase kinase 3-like. Gene Ontology annotation, molecular function: ATP binding; protein kinase activity. Lineage: Eukaryota; Viridiplantae; Streptophyta; Magnoliopsida; Zingiberales; Zingiberaceae. The record is from RefSeq and is a predicted model, not a curated record. The transcript has 11 exons. The coding region runs from base 129 to 2054 and encodes 641 amino acids. Gene Ontology annotation, biological process: protein phosphorylation.
CUCAAAUUCCAAAUCGAAGCUUCUCUCUCUUUUCCUCCCUUUCCUUUUCCCUUUCCGCUUCCCAAUUCCUCCUCUUCUCGCGAUCACUUCGAAUUCUAUCGCCAAUCGAAGCUCCUCGUCUUGCGAAGAUGCCUUCGUGGUGGAAGGGGAAGCACAAAUCCAAGUCGAAGUCCGUUCCGAGCCCUCGAACGGAGCCGGAGACGCCGCGGACGCCGCCGGCGAUGCUCGAAGAUACGUUUUUAGACGCGAGGCACGAGAAUAAGGAGAAAGCUAAUAGCUUUGACGACUGUAUCGUCUCUAGAAGGAGUUCGGAACAUCCAAUUGUCGGCGGCGGUGGCAGGCGAGGUGGUGGAGUGGGGUCGGGAUUCAUGUUGGGUCACCCGCUACCGCUUCCAUCCAUGAUCCCUUCACAGAGCAUAUCGAUGGGAUCGGCCUUGGCGUCAGCCUCGGCCUCGGCCCCAGCGUCGGCAUCGGCGUCUGCUUCAAUUUCCAGUGUUAGUUCCUCCGGGUCGUCGGAUGAGACGCCGGAUCUUGCGUCCUCCAGGUAUUCUGACCCGAUCAUGGGAGGCAAACGUGGAGUAUAUGAUUUGCAAAGGCAUGAGCAUGUGGCUGAAAGCAGGGAACUUUUCUUAUUCACACCAGUCAUGGAGCAUCCAAAUGGCGAAAAUGCUUAUUCUCAUAGCCAAACUUCUCCAGAGACAAUAUUUAGUAGAAGAACUGCAAAUCCUUCCCCUGGUCUGAGUGGAAACCAUUUUUCAACUUCACCUAUACAUCCCAGUUCGUUUGGUACAUCCCCGACCUGCUGGCAAAAUCAUUUACCCAGCCCACCUCAUCCGCUACCUCUUCCUCCAAAUUCUCCAAGCUGCUCUUCACAUUCUCCAUCUUCUUCUUCUUCACGCUCUCCUAAGACACAGUGGAAGAAAGGAAAAUUACUCGGCAGGGGUACCUUUGGCCAUGUAUAUCUUGGAUUCAACAGUGAAAGUGGACAGAUGUGUGCCAUUAAAGAGGUCAAAAACAUUUCUGAUGAUGCAAAUUCCAGAGAAUCUCUCAAACAGCUAAACCAGGAAAUAACUUUGCUUAGCCAACUCUCACAUCCCAACAUUGUGGAGUACUAUGGCAGUGAGCUGAUGGAAGACUCCUUAUCUGUUUUUCUUGAGUAUGUUUCUGGGGGUUCUAUCCACAAGAUACUUCAAGAAUAUGGUGCUUUUGGGGAAGCAUUAAUACGUAGCUACACUGCACAAAUACUUUCUGGACUUGUUUACUUACAUGGGAGGAAUACUGUACACAGAGAUAUCAAAGGAGCAAACAUACUGGUAGAUCCUAAUGGUGUAGUCAAACUGGCUGAUUUUGGCAUGGCCAAACAUAUGAAUGCAUAUACUUCAAUACAGUCAUUCAAAGGAAGCCCUUACUGGAUGGCUCCUGAGGUUGUCAUGAAUAGUAGUGGCUAUGACCUCACCGUGGAUAUAUGGAGCCUGGGUUGUACAAUUAUUGAGAUGGCAACUUCCAAGCCCCCAUGGAGCCAGUUCGAAGGGGUUGCUGCAAUAUUUAAAAUUGGUAAUAGCAAAGAUUUACCAGAAAUCCCAGGCAACUUUUCUCCUGAAGGAAAGGAUUUUUUAAAGCUAUGCUUACAGCGUGAUCCAUCUGCACGUCCCUCGGCUUCUCAGCUGAUACUUCACCCUUUUGUUCGAGACCAAGGGACAACCAAGAUUAUGAAGACGAAUAUGGUCAAUGAUGUGUCCCAUUCUGUGCCUAAUGCAAAUCAAGGCACUGUGGAUUUUUAUUCAAAAAGAAGUACUUCUCCAAUACAGGACAGACAUUAUAGUACAAGAUACCAAUUCGGGUUGCACUCGACAUUUCCUCAACUGUCCAAGAACUUGAGGGAUUUGCCUAACAUGAGAACAAACAUGUCAUUACCUGUCUCCCCUUGCUCCAGUCCAUUAAGGCAAUUCAAACAGUCUAAUAGAAGUUUCUUACCUUCUCCUCCCCAUCCAGCAGCCAACUACAGCCCAGUGAACCCCUUGCUCUAUCGAACGAAGCCAAACUAUAAUCCUUAAGAUCCUUGGCUCGACAUUUACCCCCCUGUUCAAGGCCCCAAUGCCCCACGGUUCGCCUAGAUGAUCGAACAUGGGUUUGUAAAUACUGAAGCUGCUAGGUUCAAUGAGGACUUCAGGUUUUGGAUGGAUUAGAAACUUGUUUCAUUCCCUGUUCAUCCAUUCUAUGUUGAUCAGAUUGCUGAUUAGGCAGUGCCAAGGGAGGAGAUCUUCCAUUGUAGUCUUGUAACUGGAGUGCUAAGUUUUGUGCCUAGUCUUCAAUUGUGUGCAUAGCACAUGUAGCGGUCGCACUAUUAGAGGUCACCACAUUGUAUAGAGCAAAGUUGUGUUCAUAGCUUGUAACUAAUGUUAUUGGAGAAAAAAAAUGGAAAAAAAAAGAAUAGAAACAAAGUUGUGGUCAUAUUUUUUUUUUCAUAA